Molecule: messenger RNA, 483 nt
Organism: Penicillium canescens
Lineage: Eukaryota; Fungi; Ascomycota; Eurotiomycetes; Eurotiales; Aspergillaceae
Gene: cyn1
Product: putative cyanate hydratase
Exons: 3
Coding region: 1-483 (160 amino acids)
Molecular function (GO): cyanate hydratase activity; DNA binding
Source: RefSeq, a predicted model, not a curated record
AUGUCUCUCGCAACCCUAGAUACCACCCAACAUCCCUACCUCCCCGCCGCAUCUGCAACGCUCUUCAAAGCAAAGGCAGCCCGAAAGCUUAGCUUCGAGAAGAUUGGUGAGCACCUCGGUCGCAAUGAAGUAGCCGCCGCUGCUAUUUUCUACGGUCAAGCCCGAGCAUCACCCGAGGACAUCGAGAAAUUGGCCGAUCUACUCGGGAUACCCAAGCAGCCACUGGAAGAUCAACUCAGUGGCUUCCCUGAUCGGGGCCGCUCUGUUGAGAUGCCGCCUAAGGAGCCUCUGAUCUACCGCCUCUAUGAGAUUGUGCAGAAUUAUGGAUAUGCCUAUAAGGCGGUCCUCAAUGAGAAGUUCGGGGAUGGUAUUAUGAGCGCCAUUUCUUUUUCCACCAAGGUUGAGAAGGAGACUGAUGAGGAUGGAAAUAACUGGGCUGUUAUCACCCUUCGGGGUAAAUGGUUGCCCUUCUCCCGGUUCUAG